This is a messenger RNA of Lizanozyma spartinae, 2691 nucleotides long. RefSeq lists its product as uncharacterized. The coding region runs from base 1 to 2691 and encodes 896 amino acids. NCBI's taxonomy places the organism in Eukaryota, Fungi, Ascomycota, Pichiomycetes, Serinales, Debaryomycetaceae. The record is from RefSeq and is a predicted model, not a curated record. The transcript has 3 exons.
AUGCUGAACGGAAGAGGUGAUUCUGAUGCAGCAGCAGAAACAGAACUCGAUUCAGAAGCUGAGGAUGACUCUGAUAGAGAAGUGGAGAAUGAUUCUGCUGCAGAACCAGAAGCAGAACUCAAUUCAGAAGCAGAACUCGAUUCAGAAGCAGAACUCGAUUCAGAAGCAGAACUCGAUUCAAAAGCGGAGGAUGACUCUGAUGCAGAAGCGGACGAGGAUUCUGAUGUAGAAGCAGAUCCAGAAGCAGAAUCAGAACUAGAUUCAAAAGCUGAGGAUGACUCUGAUGCAGAAGUGGAGGAGGAUUCUGAUGUAGAAGCAGAUCCAGCAGCUGAAGCAGAACUAGAUUCAAAAGCGGAGGAUAACUCUGAUGCAGAAGCGGAAGAUGACUCUGAUGUAGAAGCAGAUCCAGAAGCAGAAUCAGAACUAGAUUCAGAAGCUGAGAAUGACUCUGAUGCAGAAGCGGACGAGGAUUCUGAUGUAGAAGCAGAUCCAGAAGCAGAAGCAGAACUCGAUUCAAAAGCGGAGGAUGACUCUGAUGCAGAAGUGGAGGAUGACUCUGAUGCAGAAGCAGAGGAGGAUCCUGAUGUAGAAGCAGAUCCAGAAGCAGAAUCAGAACUAUAUUCAAAAGCGGAGGGUGAUUCUGUUGCAGCAGCGGAAGCUGUACUCGAUUCAGAAGCGGACGAGGAUUCUGAUGUAGAAGCAGAUCCAGAAGCAGAAGCGGAACUCGAUUCAGAAGCUGAGGAUGACUCUGAUGCAGAAGUAGAGGAUGAUUCAGAUAAAGUAGCAGAAGCAGAAGCAGUACUCAAUUCAGAAAGAGAACUUGAUUCUGAUACAGAUACAGAUCCGGAAGCAGAACUUGAUUCAGAAGCGGAGGGUGAUUCUGAUGCAGCAGCGGAAGCUGAACUCGAUUCAGAAGCGGAGGAUGACUCUGAUAGAGAAGUGGAGAAUGAUUCUGCUGCAGAACCAGAAGCAGAACUCGAUUCAGAAGCAGAACUCGAUUCAGAAGCAGAACUCGAUCCUAAAGCGGAGGAUGACUCUGAUGCAGAAGCGGAAGAUGACUCUGAUGUAGAAGCAGAUCCAGAAUUAGAAGCGGAACUCAAUUCAGAAGCGGAGGAUGACUCUGAUAGAGAAGUGGAGAAUGAUUCUGCUGCAGAACCAGAAGCAGAACUCAAUUCAGAAGCAGAACUCGAUUCAGAAGCAGAACUAGAUUCAAAAGCGGAGGAUGACUCUGAUGCAGAAGCGGAAGAUGACUCUGAUGUAGAAGCAGAUCCAGAACCAGAAGCUGAACUCAAUUCAGAAGCUGAGAAUGACUCUGAUGCAGAAGCGGACGAGGAUUCUGAUGUAGAAGCAGAUCCAGCAGCAGAAGCAGAACUCGAUUCAAAAGCGGAGGAUGACUCUGAUGCAGAAGCGGAGGGGGAUUCUGAUGUAGCAGCAGUUCCAGCAGCAGAAGCAGAACUAGAUUCAAAAGCGGAGGAUGACUCUGAUGCAGAAGUGGAGGAGGAUUCUGAUGUAGCAGCAGAUCCAGCAGCUGAAGCAGAACUAGAUUCAAAAGCGGAGGAUGACUCUGAUGCAGAAGCGGAAGAUGACUCUGAUGUAGAAGCAGAUCCAGAACCAGAAGCUGAACUCAAUUCAGAAGCUGAGAAUGACUCUGAUGCAGAAGCGGACGAGGAUUCUGAUGUAGAAGCAGAUCCAGAAGCAGAAGCAGAACUCGAUUCAAAAGCGGAGGAUGACUCUGAUGCAGAAGUGGAGGAUGACUCUGAUGCAGAAGCAGAGGAGGAUCCUGAUGUAGAAGCAGAUCCAGAAGCAGAAGCGGAACUCAAUUCAAAAGCGGAGGAUGACUCUGAUGCAGAAGCGGACGAGGAUUCUGAUGUAGAAGCAGAUCCAGCAGCAGAAGCAGAACUCGAUUCAAAAGCGGAGGAUGACUCUGAUGCAGAAGCGGAGGGGGAUUCUGAUGUAGCAGCAGUUCCAGCAGCAGAAGCAGAACUAGAUUCAAAAGCGGAGGAUGACUCUGAUGCAGAAGCGGAAGAUGACUCUGAUGUAGAAGCAGAUCCAGAAGCAGAAUCAGAACUAGAUUCAAAAGCGGAGGAUGACUCUGAUGCAGAAGCGGAAGAUGACUCUGAUGUAGAAGCAGAUCCAGAACCAGAAGCGGAACUCAAUUCAGAAGCGGAGGAUGACUCUGAUGCAGAAGCGGAGGGGGAUUCUGAUGUAGCAGCAGAUCCAGAAGCAGAAUCAGAACUAGAUUCAAAAGCGGAGGAUGACUCUGAUGCAGAAGUGGAGGAGGAUUCUGAUGUAGCAGCAGAUCCAGCAGCUGAAGCAGAACUAGAUUCAAAAGCGGAGGAUGACUCUGAUGCAGAAGCGGAAGAUGACUCUGAUGUAGAAGCAGAUCCAGAACCAGAAUCAGAACUAGAUUCAAAAGCGGAGGAUGACUCUGAUGCAGAAGCGGAAGAUGACUCUGAUGCAGAAGCGGAAGAUGACUCUGAUGUAGAAGCAGAAGCAGAAGCAGUACUCAAUUCAGAAGCUGAGAAUGACUCUGAUGCAGAAGCGGAGGAGGAUUCUGAUGUAGAAGCAGAUCCAGAAGCAGAAGCGGAACUCAAUUCAGAAGCCGAUUCAGAAGCCGAUUCAGCAGCCGAAGUAGAUGAUGGUUCCGAUGCAAAUGCAGAUUCAGAUGUUGAGCUUGAUUCAGAAGCAUAA